AUGCCGUGUUUGCAAUCCGGAACGGCUAAUCCGUCUAUCACAAUAACUUUAGAUUCGGAUAGUGAUUCGGUGUACAGUGAUUAUCUCAGUCCGGAGAUUAAUUAUAAAAAUGACGUUCGUGUACAGUUCAUAGGUGACGAUACAAGUUUAUAUGGAACGCCUAAAGAGGAGCUUCUCCCGCCUUCUCAAGAAACGAACAAUGCUGUUGAAAUUAAGCCAAGUCCAACCAGUUAUUUAAAGGACCAAAUUUUAUAUUUCUUUCAACCAUCUGAUAAUAAACUAGCAAUGAAGUUAUUUGGAAAUAAGAAUGCAUUACUUAAAGAGAAAAUGCGACAUAAAAGGGUUGGAAAUUGGGUUAUACAUCCGUGUAGUAAUUUCAGGUUUUAUUGGGAUCUGGUCAUGUUGGUGCUGUUAAUAGGGAACUUGAUAAUCCUUCCGGUUGCCAUUUCUUUUUUCAACGAUGAUCUUAGUACACACUGGAUAGUCUUUAAUUGUAUAUCUGAUACAGUUUUCUUUUUAGACAUUAUAAUCAACUUUAGAACUGGUGUUAUUCUCAAUGAUUUCGCAGAUGAGAUUAUUCUAGAUCCAAAACUGAUAGCUAAACAUUACAUGAAAACCUGGUUCUUCUUAGAUCUUUUAAGUUCCAUACCAAUGGAUUAUAUAUUUUUAAUGUGGGACGCAGAAGCAGAUUUUAGCCAGUUGUUCCAUGCAGGUAGAGCAUUACGUAUGUUACGACUGGUCAAACUUCUCAGUUUAUUGAGACUGCUUCGAUUAUCUAGACUUGUAAGAUAUGUACAGCAAUGGGAGGAGGUAUGUUUUUUAGCAAUAGCCGGUAAAUUUAUGCGAAUAUUUAAUUUGAUAUGUUUGAUGUUUUUACUGGGUCAUUGGAAUGGAUGUUUACAAUUUUUGAUACCUAUGUUACAAGAUUUUCCCAAAGAUUGUUGGGUUUCUAUAGAAGAAUUACAAGAUGCUCAUUGGGCAGAACAAUAUACAUGGUCAUUAUUUAAGGCUCUUUCACACAUGCUAUGCAUUGGUUAUGGGAGAUUCCCGCCACAAAAUAUGUCUGAUACCUGGCUUACUAUAUUAAGUAUGCUGAGUGGUGCAACUUGCUAUGCAUUAUUUUUGGCCCAUACCACAACAUUGAUUCAAUCUUUUGAUACAUCGAGACGUUUAUAUAAUGAGAAGUUUAAACAAGUAGAAGAAUAUAUGAUCUAUCGUAAAUUACCGAGAAGUUUACGGCAGCGUAUAACAGAUUAUUAUGAACAUCGGUACCAGGGUAAAAUGUUUGACGAAGAAACUAUUCACAGAGAAUUAAACGAAUGUUUGAGACAGGAGGUGAUAAACCACAACUGUCGAGCACUAGUGGCUUCGGUACCAUUUUUUACCAAUGCCGAUCCCGAGUUUGUAUCUGAGGUUGUAAGUAAGUUAGAAUUUGAGGUUUACCAGAACGGUGAUUAUAUAAUAAAAGAAGGCACCAUUGGAACUAAGAUGUAUUUUAUACAAGAAGGAAUAGUAGAUAUUAUUACAUCAGAUAAUGAAGUUGCUACAAGUCUUUCUGAUGGAUCUUAUUUUGGAGAAAUUUGUUUAUUAACGAAUGCACGUCGUGUGGCCAGUGUUCGAGCUGAAACUUACGUGAAUCUGUAUUCUUUAUCAGUUCACCAUUUUAACGCUGUGUUAGAUCGAUAUCCUGUUAUGCGCAGAACUAUGGAAAGUGUGGCUGCUGAAAGACUGACCAAAAUCGGUAAAAAUCCUAGCAUCGUCAGUAGUCGUGCUGAUUUAGAAGAAGAUCAGAAAUUAGUUAAUGAAAUUGUG
Messenger RNA from Lottia gigantea (owl limpet), 1812 nucleotides. RefSeq lists its product as hypothetical. The transcript is spliced from 9 exons. The record is from RefSeq and is a predicted model, not a curated record. Gene Ontology annotation, biological process: potassium ion transport; transmembrane transport. The annotation marks the transcript as partial. Lineage: Eukaryota; Metazoa; Mollusca; Gastropoda; Lottiidae. Gene Ontology annotation, molecular function: voltage-gated potassium channel activity. Gene Ontology annotation, cellular component: membrane.